AUGGUUAGGGUUAUUGAUGGUGUUGGAGAUGGUUUAGCGAGUGGUGGUAGCUUAUUCUUACUUUGUAUAGUGGUUGUCUCUCUCUUGAUGAUAUCUAUGAUAAUAUUUGGCUGUGGAGAUGACUCAGAUACACACAGGAAGCGUUAUAAGCACAGAAAGCGUCAUAGGCACGAUCAUGGGGCCGACAAUCAUGGAGCCAACAAUGGUGGUGCCGACGAUGGUGGUGCCGACGAUGGUUGUGCCAACGAUGGUGAUGGUGAUGGUGGUGCUAAUUGUGAUGGUACUGGCGGUGGUCACCACCAACAUAAUGGUGGUGCCGGCGGUGGUCACUACCACCACUGGGGUGCCGGCCACCACCACGAGGGUGCCGGCCACCUCCACGUGGGUGCCCACCACCACGUGGUGGCUGGCCACCACCACCAUGUCGAUCAUGGUGGUGGCGUUGGCGGUUUUGGUGGUGGUGGUUUCUAA
Messenger RNA from Macadamia integrifolia, 471 nucleotides. Its product is annotated as dormancy-associated protein 2-like. The record is from RefSeq and is a predicted model, not a curated record. Lineage: Eukaryota; Viridiplantae; Streptophyta; Magnoliopsida; Proteales; Proteaceae. The transcript has a single exon. The coding region runs from base 1 to 471 and encodes 156 amino acids.